This is a messenger RNA of Lolium perenne, 4845 nucleotides long. The record is from RefSeq and is a predicted model, not a curated record. Lineage: Eukaryota; Viridiplantae; Streptophyta; Magnoliopsida; Poales; Poaceae.
AUGUCUGCCGCUCCCACUGGGAAGUGUACUACAAUUGAGGACAUCAGCAACACCCACUGCUCAAGCCCUACAGAACUGAAGAGGCAACUAGAGAGGCUCAGGUAUUCACAGAAUAGGGACAAUAUAUUAAAGAGACACCGUCAAAUAAAAAUUGAUGUGGGUAAAGUUGAUGUGGGUAAAGCCGACAGCAAUGGCCAUGAAGAUGAUACACACACACCUGUGUCCAUAACCAUUGAUAUAUCAAUUAUGCCAAAUUCAUGUCAAUCACAUGGAGGCAUCUCUUGUGACAAGGAGAAUAAUCUAGCAUACGAUGAUGAAUCCAAUUGGUUGCACAGGAAUGAUGCGUAUCAGGUGCAACAUAUUGCUGGACGAAAGAGAGCUGUUGCUAUGCCUCAUGUCCGUACUACAAGGCAAACAAUUUCCAACAUCACAAAGGAUGAUGCCCAAGGCAAUACAGGGCCCCUCACACAGCUGUCAGGGAUUGAGAUACCCAUAGUCGGUACAGUUGACAACCUACCUAACCCAGAAAGCACAAAUGAAGAUGCUGGCAUAGAGCUUCUAAGUGGCUCCAAUCAACCUCAUAUUAUACCAUCUAAUGAUGACAACCGAGAGAUUGAAACAGACCCAGAUGCUGGUCAAACCACUCAAACUGUGCCAACUACUAUUGGCAGCCCUGUGUCUACUAAAACACGUAUAGUAGGCAACGACCAAAUGAUGAUCCAUAUGGAAUAUUUGAGCCCAUUGUUCAUGAAACCAAUUUAUACGAUUGCUUUGGGACGGUGCAACGUGGAGAACCAACAGACCAUCAUGAGCCUGACGAAGAAGCUAGAAUGUUUACUGAAAAAGGAAAGUCAUCCUUCACGAGCAAUACCGAAAGCAAAUACUGAGGAAUUCAUAUACCGGAACCUACCUGAAAAGCAUCAUGUCCUAAGAAAGGUACCGGACUGCCAACAUUGUGGAGCAUUACGGUUUCCGUAUGAGGGGCCUGCAUUUUGCUGCAGAAAGGGAAGAGUAUCAAUUGUUACUCCAGAGGUUCCAGAAGAGUUGAAACGAUUAUUCACAAGUCAAGAGGACGAUGAUGCUAAAUAUUUUCGAGAAAAUAUUCGGUAUUUCAACUCGCACUUCUCAUUCACAAGUCUAGGAGUCACCCUUGAUCGUCGAGUCAGCACGGCUGCAAGAACUGUCGUAUAUACAUUUCGGGUAUCUCAAGGGUUGUACCAUGCUCUUGAUAAUCUGGUGGCAGCUGAUAAUGGCCCUCGACAUUUGCAGCUCUAUAUUUAUGAUACAGAUGAAAACUUGGUUCACAGGGUUAAGAGGUCUCCAGAUCUUAAUAUAGAUGUUAUACGAACGAUUUUGGAAAUACUAGAGCGGAACCCUUAUGCACAGAAUACUAAUGCUGUCAAGCAAUAUUUAGAUGAUAACACGAUGCAAGAAACAGUGUGUAACGACGCACCGCAUGAAGACCAUGCCACUAAUUUACCUGAAGAUGACGAGGAUAACCCAGAUGAGGAUUUUGGUGAUAAUGAGGAAAAUGCAACAAAACCCAGGAAAUUUGUUAGUGCGAGGGAAUACUACUGCUUCAAACUGCAGGUCAGGAAGAAGCUUUUUAACAUAAUCUUGUUCGGGGGGCGCCUUUUCCAACAGUGGGCUGUUGACAUGUAUAUAAAAAUCGAGACUAUGAGGCUUGACUGGUACUCAAAGCCGGCAAAUCAGAAGGUUUUACGCGCUGACCUCUACCAGGGUCUUGUUGACACCGUCGUUGCUGGUGAGUCACGCGGUGAUCGGAUUGGCAAGAGAAUUGUGCUUCCACGUACAUUUCCUGGCGGGGACCGUGAUAUGCAGCGAAGGUUCCUAGAUGCGAUGGCAAUAGUUCAGCGGUGGGGUAAACCGGACUAUUUUAUCACGAUGACUUGCAAUCCGUAUUGGGAGGAGAUAACCGAGAAAUUGUUUCCUGGACAAUUGCCACAAGACCGUCCAGACCUUGUGGCAAGAGUAUUCAAAGCGAAACAGCGAGAUUUGAUGAACUUGCUGACUAAGGGUAAGCACGUCGGAGAAGUCGCAGCUUAUGUACAUGUCACUGAGUUUCAGAAACGAGGCCUCCCGCAUGAACAUAUACUUCUAAUCAUGAAAGCAAAAAACAAGUUAGCGACCCCACAUGACUAUGAUCGGGUGAUAUCUGCAGAGAUACCCGACAAAGAGAAAUACCCUGUUCUGCAUGAUUUGGUCAUCAAACACAUGCUGCACGGACCCUGUGGUGAGUUGAAGAAAAGCUAUCCUUGCAUGAUUGACGGCCAAUGCCGGUUUCAUUAUCCAAGAGAAUUUUGCGCUGCCACACAGCAAGGGAAAGACUCAUAUCCCAUCUAUAGAAGAAGGGACAACGGGCGUGGAGUCAGGAUUAGAGGAGCAGAUUUGGAUAACAGAUGGGUCGUCCCUUACAACCCCUUUCUGCUUAUGCGAUACAACUGCCACAUUAAUGUCGAAGCAUGCUCGAGUAUCAAGGCAGUCAAGUACUUGUUCAAGUACAUCUACAAAGGUCAUGACAAAGCAUCCUUUGCAUGCGAGCAGGAUAUCAUCAAUAGUGGUGGAAUCAUCAAUGAAAUCCGACAAUAUAGAGAUGCACGCUUUGUAUCUCCUCCAGAUGCAAUGUACCGGAUUUAUGGUUAUAAAUUAUUUGGUGUAAGUCCAUCAGUGCUGCAACUCCAACUUCAUUUGCCAAACAUGAAUCCAGUCGCAUUUAAUGCCUAUGAAAAUCUGGAAGAUGUUGUUGCUCGACCAUCUUCUUCCAAGUCCAUGCUUACCGAGUACUUUGAGAUGAACCGAAAGUUUCCGGCAGCACGGAAAUGGUUGUACAGAGAGUUUCCAGAACAUUACAGAUGGAUUGCUGGAAAUAAGAAAUGGCAGAAUAGAAGAAAUAAGAGAUCGCAAAUUGGAAGACUUGUGUAUGCACACCCUGCUGAAGGAGAUAGGUACUACUUGCGUGUGCUCCUAAGUCAUGUCCGAGGAGCCACUUCAUUUGACGGUUUAAAAACUGUAAAUGGCAAGCUAUGCAAUUCCUUUAGGCAGGCAUGUGAGCACUUAGGCCUAAUUGAGCACGAUAGGACCAUUGAUGAUUGCAUGACGGAGGCAGCCACAUUUCAGAUGCCUUGUGCCCUAAGAAGGUUGUUUGCGACUAUACUUGUAUUCUGCGAGGCAACAAAAAUCCGACAGAUGUGGGACAAACAUCUAGCAUCAAUGUCCGAGGAUUACCGUCUUAAUCAAUCAAAUGAGGCAGCAAUAGAGCAAAUGGUCCUUAGAGAUAUCAGGGAUAUGUUACAAUCCAUGGGAAAGGAUAUUACAAGCUUUGGACUUCCAGAUCUGGUUGAUACCAAUGGUUCCUAUGACGCGGAGUAUAGAGAGGUAGUAGAGGAGAGGCAAUUAACCGCAGACAACGAACAUCUAAAUCUACUUCACAGUUUGAACAGUGAACAACUGAUUGGUUUCAAUGAUAUAAUGGAUCAUGUGAUGAACAAAAAAGGCCAGAUAUUCUUCGUUGAUGGUCCAGGAGGCACUGGCAAGACAUACUUAUACAAGGCAUUGCUUGCGAAGGUGCGCUCCAUGGGCCUAAUAGCGAUCGCAACUGCUACAUCAGGUAUAGCAGCGUCGAUAAUGCCUGGAGGCCGUACUGCGCACUCUAGGUUCAAAAUUCCAAUCAAGCUCAAAGAUAACAGCAUGUGUAGUUUCACAAAGCAAAGUGGUACGGUGGAGUUGCUAAAACAGGCGUCCUUGAUAAUUUGGGACGAAGUUGCUAUGACCAAACGUCAAGCAGUUGAGACACUUGAUAGAUCGCUCCAAGAUAUAAUGGAAUGUCCCUUGCCGUUUGGGGGGAAGGUUGUCGUCUUUGGUGGGGAUUUCAGGCAGGUCCUUCCUGUUGUGACACGUGGGACAAGAGCACAGAUCACGGAUGCAACACUUCUGAGAUCCUAUCUGUGGGAGAAGACACGUAAGAUACGCCUCACGCGGAAUAUGCGGGCACAAGCUGAUCCUUGGUUCUCCGAAUAUCUCCUGAAGAUCGGCAAUGGAACAGAAGAGACAAUUGGCGAUGACUAUGUGCGUCUCCCUGACGACAUUGUGAUCAGAUAUACCGAGGAUGAAAAAGCUAUAAACACGCUCAUCGAAAAUGUCUUCCCGUCUCUGCAUGCCAAUGCUAGAUCAAGAGAAUACAUGAGUGCACGUGCAAUCCUUUCGACCAAGAACGAGCAUGUGGAUGACCUAAAUGACAAGAUGAUUUCUAGGUUUCCUGGCAAAGAAAGGUUAUAUCAUAGCUUCGACUCAACCGAGGAUGACUUCCAGAAUAAUUACACUAUUGACUUUUUGAACUCGAUCACACCAAAUGGCUUGCCCCCGCAUGUUUUGAGAUUAAAGGUCAACUGCCCGGUCAUUCUGCUCCGAAACCUUGACCCUCAUAAUGGCCUGUGCAAUGGAACACGGCUUAUGAUCAGAGCCUUCCAGGAUAAUGCAAUCGACGCUGAGAUUGUUGGUGGUCAGCAUGCUGGAAAGAGGGUAUUCAUUCCUAGGAUCCCUAUGUCGCCCUCGGAUGACAUCUCACUUCCCUUCAAACUAAAGAGAAAACAGUUCCCCGUCCGCCUAAGUUUUGCGAUGACCAUUAACAAGGCACAGGGUCAGACCAUACCAAAUGUCGGUAUUUACCUUCCCGAGCCUGUAUUCUCACAUGGACAGCUAUAUGUUGCACUGUCAAGGGGAGUGUCAAGAAAGACGACACGGAUUUUGGCCAAGCCGAACAAUGAGGUUGAUAAAUCCGGGAAAAGCACCAAAAACAUUGUCUAUCGUGAUGUUUUAGAGGAAUGA